ACUGUCUCUCUCCCAAGUCCCAACAACCUUCUCACCUCUCUCACAGCUCUCUCUCUCUCUCUCUCUCUCUCUCUCUCUCUCUCUCUCUCUCAGGGUAGCUCGGCAACUCUCUCCCCUCACACCGAUUAUCUAUAGCACGGUAACUACCUCUUACGCCGGCUCCGUCGUAUCCCAGAUAAAUUUCCAAUUACGUGUGGAAAUCGUUCAAAACAGAAAGUAAAUUGGUUUUCCCUGUUCGGUGUUGCCGUCUCAAACCGUGCGGUGCAGUUGAACUAUCAAAGUGCAAGUGUGAUUAAACCCUAGCUGCCUGUGUAAGAAGAGGGAGAGUGUUAUUUUUAUAUGGGGAAAUCUGGGGGAAGGAAGAAAAAGGGUGGUUCGAACCAAGUUUCUGGGGAUAACGUUUCAACCCCUAUUGCUAAUGGUGCUGUGGAUUUGGAUUCUUCCAUAUUUUUGAAGAGGGCCCAUGAGCUUAAAGAGGAAGGGAACAAGAGGUUUCAGAAUAAGGAUUAUGUGGGUGCUCUUGAGCAGUAUGAUAAUGCCCUUAAGCUCACACCGAAAAAUCACCCAGAUAGGGCAGUCUUUCAUGGCAAUAGAGCGGCUUGUCUUAUGCAAAUGAAGCCUAUAGAUUAUGAAAUUGUGAUUGCUGAAUGUUCUAUGGCGCUUCAGGUUCAGCCAAGGUAUGUCAGGGCCCUUCUUAGGAGGGCUAGGGCAUUUGAGGCUAUUGGGAAGCAUGAAAUGGCUAUGCAGGAUGUGCAGUUGUUGUUGGGGGUUGAACCGAAUCAUCGAGAUGCCUUGGAUAUUGCUCAGCGGCUGCGGACAGCACUAGGGCCUCGUCAAGAGGCACAGCAAGACCUUCAGAGUCGCCCUUCCCCUGCCGCGCUUGGAGCAUCUGCUGUCCGUGGUGCUCCAAUUGCUGGGUUAGGACCGUGUCUACCAACCCGACCAGUGCAAAAGAAGACAACUACUUUGACAGGGCUAUCUGCUGCUUCUACAAACAACAAAGCUGACAAGUCUCAGACAAUUCUUUCAGCUGAGAAUGGUGCUGAGUCCAAAACACAGUUACCAAAACUUCAAUUGAAGCCGUCAAGCAAUUCAACAAAACCUCACAGUUUAGGUAAUCAAAAGGAACCAUCAUCUUCUUCCUCUGUGUCAUUUUCAUCUCAUGGGCAGUUUUUGGAUGCAGCAGUCCAAUGUAGACCAUUGAAGCUUGUUUAUGAUCAUGACAUAAGGCUUGCCCAAAUGCCUGUUAAUUGUGGUUUCAGAGUAUUGAGGGAAGUAGUGACCAAACGCUUUCCUUCGUCAAAGUCAGUCUUGAUCAAGUACAAGGAUAGUGAUGGGGACUUGGUGACUAUAACCUCUACAGAUGAACUUAGGUUGGCCGAGUCUUGUGCUGAUAACCAUGUUCUAAAAGAUUCUGGAACUGACAAAAUUGAUUCAGUUGGGAUGUUGAGGCUGCAUAUUGUGGAGGUAAGUCCUGAACAAGAGCCACCUCUUCUGGAAGAAGAAGAGGAGAAACCUUCCGAAAAUGAGGUUAAGGGUGAUGAAAGUGGAUCUCAUUCCUCGCUUGGUGAAUCUUUGUUGGAAGCUGUUGAUUCUGUAGCUGAUAAGACAGAUAAAGAAGUUCCAAAAGAGAAACCAGCACCUUCAGAAAUUCCCGAGGGAAAGGAACUUGAAAUGGAUGAUUGGCUGUUUGAGUUUGCUCAACUUUUCCGCACCCAUGUUGGUAUUGACCCUGAUGCUCAUAUUGACUUGCAUGAGCUUGGAAUGGAGCUGUGUUCAGAGGCACUUGAGGAGACAGUAACUAGUGAAGAGGCUCAAAGUCUUUUUGAUAAGGCAGCCUCAAAGUUCCAGGAGGUGGCUGCGUUGGCUUUUUUCAAUUGGGGAAAUGUUCAUAUGUGUGCAGCUAGGAAACGAAUUCCUUUAGAUGAAGCUGCUGGAAAAGAAGUAGUGACCACCCAACUUCAAACAGCUUAUGACUGGGUUAAGGAAAAAUAUUCUUUAGCCAGGGAGAAAUAUGAAGAAGCACUCUCCAUUAAGCCGGACUUUUACGAGGGAUUAUUGGCACUGGGACAACAACAUUUUGAAAUGGCUAAACUUCAUUGGUCUUUUGCAGUUGCUAAGAAAAUAGAUCUUGCAAGUUGGGAUUCUUCAGAAACAUUGAAACUGUUUGACAGUGCAGAAGAGAAGAUGAAAGUUGCCACUGAGAUGUGGGAGAAGUUGGAGGAGCAGAGAGAAAAAGAACUCAAGGAUCCAAAUGCAGUCAAGAGGGAAGAAUUCCUGAAAAGAAGGAAAAAACAAGGUGGAAAUGAAAGUGAGUCCUCUGGAGUAGUUGGUCAGGUUGAGAUUUCAGCUGAGGAAGCAGCGGAACAAGCAGCGGUGAUGAGAUCACAAAUUCAUUUAUUCUGGGGAAAUAUGCUUUUUGAACGAUCCCAAGUAGAGUGUAAACUAGGAAUGGGUGGUUGGAAGAAGAACCUGGAUGCUGCAGUUGAGCGGUUUAAACUUGCUGGAGCUUCAGAGACAGAUAUUUCAAUGGUUCUGAAGAACCAUUGCUCCAAUGUUGAUUCAGCUGAAGAAGGCAAGAAGGUGCAUCCUCUAAAUGGUGUCGAUGAACCCAAAAAUAACGAGGACAACAAUCAGGCAAGCUAAUGUUGUUGUCCAUUCUACGCCAAAUUGUGGCCGGUGUGUUGUCCACCGCUUCUGCCCAGGUGCAUCUAAUCGGUAAUUCCUGAAGUUAUAUUUAAAAUAUUUAAGAACUGUUGUUCCUCCUAUCUGUCGACUGUCAUCGAUUUCAUUAUAUAUUAUGAUGCAGUGAAGAAAAGAGUGAAGAAAAGAGAGUAAGAGAGAACAGAGGUGAAAUGUUGAAUGUUCAUCUAGUCUAUCGAGAUAUAAAGAAAUGUUGAAUCUUCAGCAGAUAGACCUAAGGCUGGGCUUUUAGAAUUGGUGUUUGGAUUAUUCAGUACAAAAAUAUUUUGUGCUGAUCAUUGUUGUCACAUAUGAUUGGAUUUUGUUAGAAAAUUUAGGCUUGGACAUGUAACUAACUAUUAUGAUUAUUAUUUGUUUUAUUUUC
Molecule: messenger RNA, 3067 nt
Organism: Cannabis sativa
Lineage: Eukaryota; Viridiplantae; Streptophyta; Magnoliopsida; Rosales; Cannabaceae
Product: protein CLMP1
Exons: 3
Coding region: 340-2646 (768 amino acids)
Molecular function (GO): protein binding
Source: RefSeq, a predicted model, not a curated record